AUGAAGUUUUUCAACGUCAUCGAUGGCCAACGUCGAAGCAGCGAGCACAAGCACCAAUGUACUGACCCUCGUACUGAACAACCGCUAUGGGAUGCUCCCAUUGCGACGCUACAGGAUCUUGAUCAUGCCGUUAUUGCAGCUCAGAAAGCCCUCGAGACGUGGGCCAAGACCUCUGUCGAGGAACGCUCAGAAUACCUGCGCAAGAUCAUUGAUGCCUAUACUACUAACAAGCAGGAACUGAUGGAAAUCGUGAUGAAAGAAACGGGGAAGUCGGUGAGGCGUAAUUCACUUCAUGACGAUAUCGCCAACUUGCUAAUCGUUCUCCAGAGUUUGAUGGCCGAAAUAGAAAUAGGAAACACCUGCGCGCAGACACUCUACUACACAAACGUCCAUUUGGAAGACGAAAUCAGUUAUGAAGACGAAAAAGUCAAAGUUGUAGCCACUCACUCUCCUCUCGGCGUUGUCGGCGCCAUAUGCCCCUGGAACUUCCCCCUUAUCCUCAGCAACAUCAAAGUGAUUUCGUCCCUCAUCACAGGUAACUGCGUCAUUGUCAAGCCGUCGCCCUUCACCCCGUAUUCAGUGAUGAAAUCUGUCGAACUCUGCAUCGACAUAUUCCCCCCCGGUGUCAUCCAAGUCGUAAACGGCGACGUUGAUCUAGGAAUCGCCAUGACAUUACACCCAGGAAUUGCCAAAAUCAGCUUCACAGGUACCAUCGACACAGGGAAAAGCGUCAUGGAAAACUGCUCCAAGACUCUCAAGCGCUUAACGCUGGAACUGGCCGGCAACGAUGCCGCCAUUGUCACAGAUGACGUUGAAAUCGGCAAGGCAGCAGAGCUGGUGGCGACAGGGAGCUUUUUCAAUGCCGGCCAGAUGUGCGUGGCUACGAAACGCGUUUACGUCCAUGAUUCGAUAUAUGACCAAUUUCUUGAGGCUUUCACUGGCGAGGUACGAAAGAAGUACGCCAUCAACCACAAUGCAGUGGCUCCCAGUCUGUUUGGGCCGGUGUCAAACAAGAUGCAGUACGACGCCGUCAAGGAAAUCGUUGAAGACUGCAAGAAUAACGGGUACAAUGUCGUCGCUGCUGAUCAGCCGCUGGACAGCAAAGGUUUCUGGAUACCACCAACCAUCGUGUCGAAACCCCCAGAAGACUCGAUCCUUGUGAGGAAAGAACAAUUUGGGCCAAUCAUACCUAUCCUUUCAUGGUCAGAGGAGGACGACGCAGUGAGACGGGCGAAUCUCAGCAACGCCGGUCUGGGUGCAUCAGUCUACUGUAGGAAUGUUAAGCGUGCUGAGAGGAUCGCGAGGGGAUUGGAAGCUGGCAGUGUCUGGAUCAACAUACCCGAGGCGCCCAAUCACGGUGCUUUCUUCUCGGGGCAGAAGCAUAGCGGUCACGGUGGUGAGAUGGGUAAACAAGGGCUGCUAUCAUAUUGCUACACCAAAAGCAUACACUUUGGCAAGGUCUAA
Molecule: messenger RNA, 1464 nt
Organism: Colletotrichum truncatum
Lineage: Eukaryota; Fungi; Ascomycota; Sordariomycetes; Glomerellales; Glomerellaceae
Product: aldehyde dehydrogenase
Molecular function (GO): aldehyde dehydrogenase (NAD+) activity
Source: RefSeq, a predicted model, not a curated record